AGUCACAAAACAUUCAUAUAAAUAUAAAUUGAGUUUGAAUAGAUUUGGAGCAGUGAAAACAACGAACAAUGGGCAGAAAAUUGCGAAUGGUGCCAAUACUCAUACUUGUAAUGUGCUGCGAUUCCAUAAUGGGUGGCCUCAUCCGAAGUAAACAAACGUGGACAUAUCGCAUCAGAUCGACCAGAAUGGCGACCAACAAUGAAUCGGUGGCCGGUGGUGAAACGCAUCUGGAUCGCGAAGGUCGCGGCGAAUACACGAUGAGUGGUUACUUGUACCUCAACGUGGACGUUCCCAAGGAUCUUGAGGGCGAGGUUAAUAUCUAUCGCAGCAACGACGGUGGCGAAACAUAUAAACUCGAACCCUAUUCGGUACCGCGUACAGGAGUCUACCAAGCGAUGAACACCUACUACAAGGAUAUGAUCAUGCCAUCCGCGGCCAAUUGUUCCAAUUUUCCGCAAUUCAAGGACAAACUCGAACUGAUUGCAGCUCAGAAAUUUACGUACAACACGUGUGUUUUGAGCCCCGAUGUAUUUCCCACUUAUCUGCCCGAUGGCAUUUACAAAUUCGAAAUGAAAUCCUUCGGAUUGAUUGAGCUCUUUUUUGAGGCACUCGUCGAAGUGACGCAGAAAACCUUCUGAGCUGCAAUGCAAUUAGCUAAAAUCAACAGCAUCGAUUUUAGUCUUGGUUAAUGCAUCAUAAUCCGCAUUGUCACUUACUUAUUUUCUGUUAUUUUAUAAACUGUAAAGGCGUAUCAAGCAAUUAAGAUAAACUAUUUACUCUGCCGCAUAAAUUGUAUUGCUAAAAGCCUAUUAAAAUAAGCCCAUAAAAGUGGUUUAACAUUAAUGGACACCGUGACAUUGCCGCAAAUACCCCGACCCCAUUAAGAAUCUGCA
This is a messenger RNA of Drosophila sechellia, 893 nucleotides long. RefSeq lists its product as uncharacterized. The transcript is spliced from 2 exons. The record is from RefSeq and is a predicted model, not a curated record. The coding region runs from base 69 to 638 and encodes 189 amino acids. NCBI's taxonomy places the organism in Eukaryota, Metazoa, Arthropoda, Insecta, Diptera, Drosophilidae.